Nannospalax galili (Upper Galilee mountains blind mole rat) is the source of this 2826-nucleotide messenger RNA. RefSeq names its product cadherin-related family member 3-like. The transcript has 20 exons. NCBI's taxonomy places the organism in Eukaryota, Metazoa, Chordata, Mammalia, Rodentia, Spalacidae. Gene Ontology annotation, biological process: cell-cell junction assembly; calcium-dependent cell-cell adhesion; multicellular organism development. Gene Ontology annotation, cellular component: axon terminus; membrane; adherens junction. Gene Ontology annotation, molecular function: calcium ion binding; cadherin binding. The record is from RefSeq and is a predicted model, not a curated record. Bases 1 to 2826 code for a protein of 941 amino acids.
AUGCGGAGUCAGAGAACACUCAGGAAACGCGAUGAAGUGAAUGUGAGUCAGGGAGAAGAAGGGAGAAGAGAAAAGGUGUCACUUUACAGAUUUCUCAACAAGAAUGUGUUACAGGAAAGUAUGCACGCGGUGCCUAGAGACAGUUUUCUCAUAAGAAGUUUCCUCACCAAGACAGUGAAUGUCCUAGAAGUUGGCCAGCACAGGGACUGGAACAGAGUGUUUCUGAGGAGACCAGAGCCCUGCAGGUCACCCAUGUCUUCUUCAUGUUUGUUCUUUGUGUUGUUUGCUGCCUCAGAUGUUCUAGCUGCUCCAAAUGUAGCCAUUGAGAAUGCCAGCCCUCUCCUAGAAAAUGCCUCUGAGCACACACGGGCUGCCACAGUCACUGUGUCUGUCUCACCUCACACUUCUCUGGUUGGAGAUCCUGUCAUUCUUAAUGCCAGCCCAGCCGUGCACCCAUUCAUGCUGUCUCGAAGAUCCUCACAUCUGUGGGAUUUAUUCAUUACUGGAGUACCCAAGCUGGACUUUGAGGCGGUAGCCCUCUACUCCUUGACAAUUUAUGUCAAAGACGACCAUGGAGCAGCAGCAUCACAGAGUAUUUUGGUCCAAAUUGCAGAUGUGAAUGAGCCGCCUACCUUCACUGGGUCCCUUGCCCAGAGAGACCAAGUUACAGAGAUUUAUAUUGCAGAAGAUACAGUCCCAGGCACUAUCAUUUACAAAGCAAUGGCCAAGGACCCUGAGAAUGCUGUUUUGGAGUAUUUCAUUUCUCCGGAGAGCUCCGGCUUCACAAUUGACAGGAGUGGAACAAUUUCCACAGCAACGGUUUUCGAUUUUGAGAGGGAAAAUAGAAGUUUUUCACUGGUUGUUAAAGUGGUUGAUCCUGGAGGACUGUUUGCUACUGGAAAUCUAAGGAUUUUCCUCAUCAAUGUCAACAAUAAGGAUCCUACUCUUGUCUGCAGUUUAUUCAAUAUUGAAAACGGUGUUUUGAGUGUUGCCUCUAUAAACUCAACUCUGCACAAAAAUGUCAACAUCACACUGGAUGAAGAGAUUCCAGUUGGGAAGAUGGUUGGAAGAUGUCAGGCAACUGAUGAAGAUAACCUGGGAGAUUUAACCUUUGGACUAGAUACAGGGAACAGUUACUUUGCAGUCGACAAAGAAAAGGGGACUGUGGUUACUACUACCCGUCUUGAUGUGGAGAAAGCUGGGUUUGCAAGUUCUCAGGCCUUCUCCAUUAAGGCUUGUGAUGGUGACCAGAGGUGUGCAGCAAUUCUAGUGACUGCCUAUAUUCGUGGCAUUAAUGACAACUCCCCUUUCUGUGACCGAUAUCUGAUUAGGUACACAGGCAAGGAUGUGAUUGCAAAAGGCACAGUAGUUGCAAAGCUCUUGUGUCAUGACCUUGACAAACCACCCACUGCAAUUCAUUACGUUCCGACCUCAGGCCCUGUUGGUUCUGGACAACUAUUUGAACAAGUACCAGAUGCUGAAAACUGCAUUCAGGUUUCCAAAGAGCUGGAUUAUGAGAACGCAGAGGUGGUUGCAGCAGGACACAUCUAUGAAAUGAUGAUUUCAGUGUCUGAUGACUUACUUCCCUCUCAUACAGUGACUGUGACAAUCAUUGUGGACAUUGCUCCUGACAACGAAUUCAGUCCCAAAUUUCAAGCUGCACAUUAUUCAUUUUCAGUUCCAGAAACAUCCGGAGCCUUCUACAAGGUUGGACAAGUAACUGCUAUCGAUGAGGACCACCCCCCAAAUUGUCUGACCUACAAGAUAAUCAAUGGAGACAUCCAGGCUGUACGAAGGUUCUGGAUUGACCCUCUCUCUGGAAUGAUUGAACUUACCACACAGCCAGACUAUGAAUCAGUGAGUCAAUACAACCUCAUAGUGGAAGCUGUGGACUGUGACAGAGCUCAUCCCCGCUCAGCCGUGACCACAGUCACUGUUGACAUCGAAGACGAGAACGAUGAAGCACCUGCCUGCACACCCUAUCUAUAUGAGGCAGUCAUCUCUGACAAUGUGGUUGCUGGGACAAAUGUCAAUGGCCUGAAACUAAACUGUCAUGACAGAGAUUCACAAGAUUUUGAAAUGCGCUUUGAAAUAGUUUCUGGAAAUGAGAACCAGCAUUUCAGAUUUGACCCAAGUCGAGGUUCAAAUACUCCAAAAUUAAUUGUGAAGAAUCCUUUUACCUUUGAAACUGGAGCUGAACUGCAGCAGCGCUAUCAUCUUGUGGUGCAUGUAAUUGAUGACAAUCUGAAAUAUGGCAAAUCCACCAAGCCCAGAACAGGCACCGCUAUCAUAGAUAUUUAUGUGAUAAGAACCAGCACGCCACCUCCUCCAACCAGUUCUGAACAAAGAAAAGGUCUGACCAUUGUGUACACAGCUGUGAACACAUACAAAUCCAGUGACUGGUAUGUUCCUUUCAUCUUCACUCUGAUGGCUAUUUUCUUCGUUGCACUGGUUUCCUGGAUAUGUUUUUUGCUUUGGAGAUUUGGAAACGUUAUGGACUCUUCUCAGAAAAUGGCCAAGGAAGUCUCCAAGUCCAAACUCAAAGGAAUGAAGUAUGUUACAGGAGAUAGAAAUCAAAAAGAACAAAAAGUUUUCACAGGAACCAGAAGUAAAAAUCUAGAAGUAUUAACAGAAGCCACUGUGUAUGAGACUAUCUUUGAUGGAGAAGCCAUUGAUCCAGUCUCUGGUAAUGUGUAUGAAUAUAACAGCAGAACGGGUGCAAGGAAAUGGAAGAGGCUCCCUCAGCACCAGGAAGAGUCCUUUGAGAACCUACAGGCCCAUCCCUUGGAGGAAUCAACAGCCUUAAAAGUUCCUGUGUAUCAAUAG